CUCUAUAUCGAUUAAUUGACGAUCGUCAAAUCAAAUCUUAUAAUCUCACUGGCUCUGUUUUGUGAUCUGGAUCGACCGCGGCGGCGGCGGAGCAGGACGUGGCGAAAAACGGAGUUCUGGCGGUGCAGACGCUGAGAAACAACAUAAUGGCGUCGACCCUUUUGGCCUCGACGGCGAUCAUGCUGAGCUCACUCAUUGCUUUGUUAAUGUCGAGCAGCACGACGAAUCGGUCUUCCUGGUUCGUUCUUGGGAGCAAAAGCGAGCUGGCUUUCUCCAUAAAAUUCUUCUCCAUACUCGUCUGCUUCCUGGUUUCAUUCAUGUUCAACGUUCAAUCGAUUCGGUAUUAUAGCCAUGCAAGCAUCCUGAUCAACGUGCCGUUCAUGAAGAUGUCGCCUCACCACCACCACCAUCUUCUCAACGUCGAGUACGUGGCUUCCACUCUUGACAGAGGCAGCUACUUCUGGUCUUUAGGUUUAAGAGCUUUCUACUUCUCCUUCCCGCUCUUCCUGUGGAUUUUUGGGCCAAUCCCUUCUUUAAUCUGCUGCGUUUUUCUCAUCUUCAUGCUUUUUUUCCUGGAUGUGACGUUUGAAAAAGGGUGGCCGGUUGAGGUUUCUGAUGGUGGUGAUGGAGAUCGAGAGGAGGAUGGAGGGGCUGUGAAUUUAGUGUAGUGUACUUGUUGGUAAUUUAGAUUGCAAAUGAUUGAGAUGUCUUUUGAAGUGAUAUAGAAUAUUGGAGUGAUUCAUGUUUCAAUCCAAGUUGAACUGAUUUUGC
This is a messenger RNA of Carica papaya (papaya), 771 nucleotides long. The record is from RefSeq and is a predicted model, not a curated record. NCBI's taxonomy places the organism in Eukaryota, Viridiplantae, Streptophyta, Magnoliopsida, Brassicales, Caricaceae.